GCGUCUGGAGGGAAGAGCCCAUCCAACCCUAGCCCCCGACCCACAUCCACGCACUCCUCCCUCCUCCCUCUACAACCGUCGCGCCCAUUCCUCUCUUCCGCCUCCCUCCUCCUUCCCAGAUCCCUGCCACCGCCACACCCACUCGUCUCCUCCUCUCUCUUCUAGCUUCCUCCCCCUUCCCGAUCUCUGCGUCGGCCGUCGCGCGAGAGGAGCAGCGGUGGCGGAGACGCUCAGGUGGCGGCGCUCGGGUGCGAGACGACCGAAGCGGGAGGGGCUACUCCGGGCCCCGAUCUGAGGGUUCAGUUCCAGGGCGCUGGCACCUUCUCCCUCUACGACGCCGGGGGCGAGCUGGGGUUGGUCGUCACCACGGUCGACCACCUCCCGUCGGUGCACGACGGCGGUCGGGUCGGACCGGGACAGAACCGCAGGAGGCCAUGAAGGGCACGGCGGCUGCUGGCGGAAGCAGCAGGGUUUGAAGGAGCGGCAGAUGUGGGCAGGGUCGGCGGUUGGGGCAGGCUCGCCAACUGGGCAAAAGCGAGCGCUGGUGAGCGCAAUGAAAGGAAGCCAAGCGUCGGCGUACGUCAACGAUUCGGGCGCCUGCGGCAUGUAUCUUGGUGAAUGUACAGAGCUAAUGUUCAAUACAUUCUCUCAGGAAUAUCUGAUCUGCGCCAUGACAAUAUGGCCUUGCUGCAGCCAGGCGGUUCUUGGGAGUAUGGUGCUUCGAUUUGGUUCCUGUGGUGAGUGUAUAUGGAGAGGCCGCAAGCAGCAGGGGUCAGCGGAGCGGCUGCUGCGGUCGACAGAGCAGCAGGAGCAAGGAGCUCGAGAUGGUUCAGGUAGAGCGCCUACAACGAUUACUGAACUGGAUAGAGGUGCCUUAUGAUAGUAUAGCUAAAGAACAUCAGGAGCUGGUGUUAUGUUCUACCUGAUCGAUUUUUAGCAGACUUGGUGAGGGGGAUGUUGGCUGAGUGCGCUCUUGCAGCGUGAAUGUUGGCUGAGUCAACUGAUUCUAGGUGCGGGUGCGCCCUCUCCCUGGGCGCCGCGUGCACAUCGCGCUGUCUGCAGGAGCGUGCGGCAGGCUGUGGACGGGUGCCUCAGCUGCGUGCGUUUGUUCCCUGCCGCUGCAGGUGGGCUCUGUUUCUAGCUGGUUCGGCUCGUCUGUCACCGGCUUGUUUUCAUGUGUGUGUUGUUGGUCUCGUCCCGUUUGGAGAGAGAUGUUGGGCUGACCGAUGCAUCGUGCGCAUGGGGUCCCUGGCUGACUCCGUCGCUCUGACCUGACUAGUUGACAGCCCGUGCGCUGCCACGGGCUUUGUAAAAUUUGUACUGGUUGCAUGUCGAAUUUAACAUGGACAGAAAAGAUAGCCAAUAACACACAAAAAUGAUCUAAAA
Messenger RNA from Aegilops tauschii subsp. strangulata, 1386 nucleotides. RefSeq lists its product as uncharacterized. The record is from RefSeq and is a predicted model, not a curated record. Lineage: Eukaryota; Viridiplantae; Streptophyta; Magnoliopsida; Poales; Poaceae.